AAUAUGGGAAUGAUUUCUUACAAAUUCUUUCGUUCUUUUUUGACGAGUUUCGGCUACACAUGUAUUCCACAUAGUAAUAUAAAAGAUCUAUGUAUUCCAUGUGAUCAGGGACAUUAUAAAACCAAUGCCUAUGGCGAGCUCAAAUGUCAAGAAUGCCCACCGGGUGGUUUUUAUCAAGACGCGAUUGCAUACGUCGGCGAGAUUGUGCAUGGUCUUGGAUGUAAACAGUGUCCUGCAGGAUCUUACGUCAAGCCGGAAAAUGCUCCUGGGAAAACAAUGGAAUCGUGYUCUGCUUGUCUUGAAGGAGUUGCAGGGUUGUCGGAGACGUCUAAUCGUGCUAAUAGACGUUCAGUAAGUGACACUGUCUUCAGUAGUUUCAAGAUUGUGAUUGGAUUCUACCAAGUGACAAGUGGUACUCUCAACGCCUAUUCUUACAUCAAGUGGCCUGCAGCACUCACCAAGUUGAUGAAGUUUGCUGAUGUGGUACAACUGAACAUUUUCAAACUCGUUCCAUUGGAAUGCCUGAAACAUUCCGUAAGGUUAACGCCAUACGCUGGUCUUGUGGUUUAUAUCUCUUUAGACGCGAUGGUCAUUCUGAUUGCAAUUCUAUAUUUCUUCGUCAAAAAGGCCUUUACAAAUAUCAAUCGUGAUAACAAGAGGCUUUCCAAAUGUAAAGCAAACUGCUAUCGAGCAGUUUUCUUGGUCAUUUUCAUCACUUAUCCUGCGACUUGUGAGAAGGUUUUCCAGGUUCUGCCAUCCAGUUGCCAUAAAGUGUGUGACAAUGAGCAAGAUUGUUCAUGGUAUCUUCAGUCAGACUAUUCCUCGAAAUGCUUUACAAGUUUCUAUAACAGAUUUGUCAUCUUAGCCUACUUUGCACUCUUGAUUCCAAUCGGAUUUCCUGUUGCCACGACCUUCUUCUUGUGGAAGUACUGCCAAAACAGUGGAAGUGACAAAGUUCAUCUUAAAGUAAAGAAGAAGCGCUUCCAAGAUGAUGCUGCCGGCCAUGAAAUAUCAGUUGGAAUGAGGUUCCUUUACGAGAACUACAGUGAAGAUUGUUGGUACUGGGAGAUAAUCGAGCUUGUUCGUAAGGUCAUCUUCACCUCAGUACUGGUGUAUUCCGGUCAAGAGGGACGAUUAUUUCUUGGAGUCACCGCCAUCUUGUCUGGUUUCUAUGCAGUGUAUUUUGCUCACACACAGCCUAUUCCACAUUUGUUUGACAAAUGGCUUCAUCUGGGUGCUCUGAUGGCUACCAUGGCCAACCAGUUCAUGGCGAUGCUGCUAAAGAUCCCUGCAGAAACAGUUUCGACUUUGGUGGAUGUGGAGAGUGACGCCAUUGGUAUUACCGUUAUGCUGAUGUUUGCCAAUCUCUUCGUUGUUAUUAUUAUUGUAGUUCGCUAUGUGUACGGUGUUUACUUCACAAUGCAAGCCAUCAGAGAGAACCCAAAAUGCGAUUUGUCAUGUGUUCUCUCAGUGCUCCAGGUUGUAAACUUUGGUCAGGGUCAUGAUUUGUCCACAAAAAAAGGCAAAAAGACAGGACGAGAAGACAAGAUUGAGCUCAGUAAUACAUAAAUAGAACUCGAUAAAAUGCACGUAAAAGCAAAAGCUUAUCAUUAGGAAUUUGUAAAGCAAACAUUUAAUAAGUGCAAAGUAAUGCGUUGCGGAAUACAAUAGAGAAUCAUGUCGAAAAACUAGAACAUUUCUUACUGUUCAAAGCCAUUGUUUUUCAUCAUUA
Messenger RNA from Actinia tenebrosa (Australian red waratah sea anemone), 1732 nucleotides. RefSeq lists its product as uncharacterized. NCBI's taxonomy places the organism in Eukaryota, Metazoa, Cnidaria, Anthozoa, Actiniaria, Actiniidae. The record is from RefSeq and is a predicted model, not a curated record.